This is a messenger RNA of Macaca mulatta (Rhesus monkey), 5313 nucleotides long. Lineage: Eukaryota; Metazoa; Chordata; Mammalia; Primates; Cercopithecidae. The record is from RefSeq and is a predicted model, not a curated record.
UUUCUCAUAAUCCUUACCACUUCUGUGAGGCGGUCAUUGUUUCAUUUUGCAGAUGAGGAAAUUGAGUCACAAGUGACCCAGGGUCACAGGUUGGUGAGUCACAGAGCUAGAGUUCACGUUCAUAGUGGAGGGCCGGUGCUCUUGGAGCUAUGGCCCCUGGUCUCUUACCUCAAGCGCCUGCCUAACCCCACCCCUCAGUCUUCAGGCCUUCAUCUAGGCAGCCCCUCACCUCCACCUGCUGCCUAUGUCCCACUGAUGUACUUGUUUCCUGAGGGCACUUCCUCUUGUUUGGUAAUGUCUUAUGUCCUAGGAAAGAAGGUGCAUAGAUGCUGCUGUGUGAGCUUCCUCUGCUAGACAGAGCUGGCCCACAGCCUUUAGAUGAGGCGUCGAAUGCUGGUUACCUGAGUCACCUGGAGCCGCCCACUGCACAACACCAUGGGCAGCCAAGGGGUUUCCAGAAUCCCCUCUCCCCAAGUUUGGGGAAAAUGAAUGAAUGGAAGAAAAGAAGGGAGGAAGGAUGAAGCAAAUAGCUGUGCUUUGAGAUCUGACGCUGUAUACUUCACAGCCCUGAUGGAUAUUCUCCAAAUUCUACUCCUUUUUCACAUUUUCUUCUUAGAGUUUGCAUUGUUCUUUUUAUAUUCUUCAGAUUCCUUUUGUUCAUAAUUUCUUAAACCUAUUCAUUUUCUACUGCCUUUCAGUUGUUAAUUUACUGAAGUUCUUUGGUGCUUACUACUGCUGUUUGCUGUAGCUGCAGGGUCUGUCUCACGGCGAAUUUUUUCUUUUGUGUUUUAUAAUUUUGGAAAGGGAGCUUAUGUUAAAUUUGUAUUUGUGGGAAUUCUGUCUAGCCUGGCUUGAGGGUAUUGUUUGCUUUAGCCAAUAACCUCAGGAUGGCAUCAGCCUGUGACCACUUCCUGUUCAUAGUUUAGGGGAUCCUCUCAUUUCAAAGUCUGUAUCUAUUUGAAGACAGGCCCAAGGUUAUAAAUUUGCACAGACUUUUUUUUUUUUAAUACCUUGUGCCCAGUCCAACAAAUAUGUUUGUUUGCCACAGGCUGCUUUUUUUCUAGUUCAUCCUUUCAUCAAGGGGUAGCACAUUGAGCAGUGCCAUGUUAAGCAGGGAGUCUUCAUUCUACCUGCUUUUCUUGCAUUCCUUGACCUCAGCUGGGCUUUAAACCUCGAAUUCUGGAUGGCGAGAUUGGCACUGCCCUGUGUGAGCUACUGCCUGUCUCUGGUGCUGUUUCUGUCCCUACAGUUCUUUUCCUUUCCACGGAGUUCUGGGUACCGCUCUGACGGGGGAGAAAAGUGGCAGCAUUUUGGGUGUUCUUGAGCUUCAGAAUGCAACCAGACAUGUCCUUGAAUGUCAUUAAGAUGAAAUCCAGUGACUUCCUGGAGAGGGCAGAACUGGACAGCGGAGGCUUCGGGAAGGUGUCUCUGUGUUUCCACAGAACCCAGGGCUUCGUGAUCAUGAAAACAGUGUACAGGGGGCCCAACUGCAGCGAGCACAACGAGGCCCUCCUGGAGGAGGCGAAGAUGAUGAACAGACUGAGGCACAGCCGAGUGGUAAAGCUCCUGGGCGUCAUCAUAGAGGAAGGGAACUACUCCCUGGUGAUGGAGUACAUGGAGAAGGGCAACCUGAUGCACGUGCUAAAAGCCGAGAUGAGUACUCCGCUUUCUGUAAAAGGAAGGAUAAUUGUGGAAAUCAUUGAAGGGAUGUGCUACUUACAUGGAAAAGGCGUGAUACACAAGGACCUGAAGCCUGAAAAUAUCCUUGUUGAUGAUGACUUCCACAUUAAGAUCGCAGACCUCGGCCUUGCUUCCUUUAAGAUGUGGAGCAAACUGAGUAAAGAAGAGCACAAUGAGCUGAAGGAAGUGGACGGCACCUCUAAGAAGAACGGCGGCACCCUCUACUACAUGGCGCCUGAGCACCUGAACGACGUCAACGCAAAGCCCACGGAGAAGUCAGAUGUGUACAGCUUUGCCGUCGUACUUUGGGCGAUAUUUGCAAAUAAGGAGCCAUAUGAAAAUGCUAUCUGUGAGCAGCAGCUGAUAAUGUGCAUAAAAUCGGGGAACAGGCCAGAUGUGGACGACAUCAUUGAGUACUGCCCAAGAGAAAUUAUCAGCCUCAUGAAGCUGUGCUGGGAAGCGAAUCCAGAAGCUCGGCCGACAUUUCCUGGCAUUGAAGAAAAAUUUAGGCCUUUUUAUUUAAGUCAAUUAGAAGAAAGUGUAGAAGAGGAUGUGAAGAGUUUAAAGAAAGAGUAUUCAAACCAAAAUGCAGUUGUGAAGAGAAUGCAGUCUCUCCAACUUGAUUGUGUGCCAGUGCCUCCGAGCAGGUCAAAUUCAGCCACAGAACAGCCUGGUUCACUGCACAGUUCCCAGGGACUUGGGAUGGGUCCUGUGGAGGAGUCCUGGUUUGCCCCCUCCCUGGAGCACCAGCAAGAAGAGAAUGAGCCCAGUCUGCAGAGUAAACUCCAAGAGGAAGCAAACUACCAUCUCUAUGGCAGCCGCAUGGACAGGCAGAUGAAACAGCAGCCCAGACAGAAUGUGGCUUACAACAGAGAGGAGGAAAGGAGACGAAGGGUCUCCCAUGACCCUUUUGCACAGCAAAGACCUUAUGAGAAUUUUCAGAAUACAGAGGUAAAAGGCACCGCUUAUUCUAGUGCAGCCAGUCAUGGUAAUGCAGUGCCCCAGCCCUCAGGGCUUAGCAGCCAACCUCAAGUGCCAUAUCGGAACAAUGUUUUAUAUAGCUCACAUGGCUUUGGAACAAGACCGCUGGAUCCAGGAACAGCAGGUCCCAGAGUUUGGUAUGGGCCAAUUCCAAGUCCUAUGUCUAGUCUGUAUAAAAUCCCGGUGCCUGAGACCAACUAUUUAGGAAACACACCCACGAUGCCAUUCACCUCCUUGCCACUAACAGGUAAAGGAGGAGGACCCUUCACAGAUGUUCAGAGUCGUGGGAUCCUGCUGGGAAGUGUGGCUGAGCUGUGCUGUGCUGUUCAUCCACCUCUGAUUUCUGACUUAGCCACAUUUUUCUAUGAUGAAUCUAUAAAAUAUGCUAUAUACAAUAGUACUGGCAUUCAGAUUGGAGCCUACAAUUAUAUGGAGGUUGGUGGGACGAGUUCAUCACUACUAGACAACACAAAUACGAACUUUAAAGAAGAGCCAGCUUCCAAGUACCAAGCUAUCUUUGAUAAUACCACUAGUCUGACCGAUAAACACCUGGACCCAAUCAGGGAAAAUCUGGGAAAGCACUGGAAAAACUGUGCCCGGAAACUGGGCUUCACACAGUCUCAGAUUGAUGAAAUUGACCAUGACUAUGAGCGAGAUGGACUAAAAGAAAAGGUUUACCAGAUGCUCCAAAAGUGGGUGAUGAGGGAAGGCAUUAAGGGAGCCACAGUGGGGAAGCUGGCCCAGGUGCUCCACCAGUGUGCCAGGAUCGACCUUCUGAACCACUUGAUUUACGUCAGCCAGAACUAACCCUGGAUGGGCUAUGGCAGCUGAAGCGGACUCCUCACUUAGUGAAUAACCCCAGAAAGCUGGCUGCCUCAGAGCAUUCAGAAUUCUGUCCUCACUGAUGGGGGUUCUGUGUCUGCAGAAAUAUUGUUUCCUGUAUUUCAUAGCUGGGGAAUGGGGAAAUAAGUCUGCAGCAAAGGGGUCUCACUCUGUUGCCCACGCUGGUCUCAAACUUCUGGACUCAAGUUAUCCUCCUGCCUCGGCCUCUCACAGUGCUGGGAUAUCAGGCAUGAGCCACUGCGCCCAGGCAACAAUCCGCUCCGAGGAAAGCGUAAGCAGGAAGACCUCUUAAUGGCCUAGCACCAAUCAAAAAAUGACUCCUAAUUGGGUUUGGAAAGGGAGAGAAGAGAUGUCUGAGGAAGGUCAUUUGCUUUCAGCUUAUGGCAUUUCCUAGAAUUUUGCUGAAGCAAGAAGAAAAACUCAGAGAACAUAAAAUCAACUUUUAAAAUUGUGUGCUCUCUUCUUCACGUAGGCUCCUGUUAUGAACAAAGUACAGUAAAAUUCUAAGCCCUGUUCAGAGACUUUUUGAAUCACAACUGCAGCUCAUUGCCACGUUACAGAGUCUGUUAACAUGGCUAUCAAAUACUGUAUCAGUCACUAUAGGCUCUAAGAAUCACAUGCAGUCUUCACUCCAUUAAAUUAUCGAUUUUUUAAAAAUUAAUUGAGUUUAUAUUCAGUUUUCAAAUUAACCGAACAGAUUUAAAGGGGUACCAAGGAGGGGGGAAACAUCAGAUCUCCCAGACAGUUGUUGCAAGGAAAUGCUACUAACUGUGACUACAGCAGAAAUUCUUGAUUGACUUUGAAAGUUACUUCCUGGCAUUCUGGUACUUUCACCCAGCCUGGGUGCCCUGGAGAGGGAACAGGAAAUGCUGAUCUGUACGCCUGGGUGAGAGCAGAACCUCAGGGCUGACACUGUUGAGUGGCUUCCUCGGUUUGCUCUGUACCGUGAAAGUAUUUUCAUAUUUUUCUGUGUGCCAGAGUGAAAAAGGACAACUCCUGACUGUGGGAAUUGUGCCUGUAGCACCCAACCUUUCAGAGUCCACCUGAAACCUGGGGGUGGAUGAAGGAACUAGAAUAGUUCAGAAGACUGAAGCUGGGUGGGCCGCUCAGCGUCUCCACUGGCGUUUUGCUAAACAGACAGGGAAGGCCGUGUGCUUAGCUAUCCCCAGAGGGAGGACGAGAAGGGUGUGGUGAUGGUCAUUCUGGCUGUCGGAACGGAUUCUGGUGUCUUGGGCUGAUAACAGUGUUGUUGAUUCUGACUGUGAACCCCCUCAACUCUAGCAGACACAUACACGCCCCUGAAACGGGGCUGCAGAGCAAGCUCUCAGCCUUGGCAGUGUCGGCGUCUCGGGCUGGGUAAUUCUCUUGUGGGGACUGUCUUGUGCCUUGUACGAUGUUUGGUAGCAUCCCUGCCCCUACCUACUAGAUGCCAGGGGCACAGUUCUCCCCCCGUCCCUCCCCCAGUUGUGACAACAGUGUCUCUAAACAUUGUCAAAUGGUCCUAGGAAAGGAGAAAAUUGCCCCGGUUGAGAAGAGCACUGCUGUAAAGUAAUGAGCCUCGGCUCUCCUGUCCACACCUGUCCGGUUACUACUUGGCCGCCAUGCAGCCUUGGAUCCUACAGCCCAAAAGGGAAAAUGGAGGGAGGGUCCAGGCUUUGCUGGAGGGGCCUGGGUGAGUUCCGUUUGCUCCUUGUACCACCAUCCAAAUGGUGUUCUCAAAUCUCUUAAGAGUCCAAAGAGGCUGAAUAAUUAAUAUUGAAAGGCAAGAGGGCGAGGCAUUUUUUAACACACUUUUUAAAAUUUUAUACC